AUGCUCUCUUCCAACAGUCCUACAAGGUUCUCUCCACUCUUUGCCCAACAAGAUAAGAUGUCUGAGCUCAAGAUAGCAAAGAUAGACGUCUUCAAAGUCGACCUCCCUUACUCAGGGGGUGUUUACUACCUGUCGGGUGGCCGAGAGUAUAGGAGUUUUGACGCAACCAUUGUCCGAAUCACCACAAGUACUGGCAUCGAAGGAUGGGGCGAGAGCACCCCUUUCGGGUCAACUUAUAUCGCCUCUCAUGCUCUUGGCGUGAGAGCAGGUAUCGCUGAGAUCGCUCCCUGUCUGAUCGGCUUGGAUCCAAGGCGAGUUGAUCGAAUCAACGAAGCCAUGGACUCUGCUCUGAUCGGCCACGAGCACGCCAAAACUCCUAUCGACAUUGCCUGCUGGGACAUUUUCGGCAAGUCAGUGGGAAUGCCUGUUUGCGAAUUGCUUGGUGGCCGCACUGAUGUUGGUCUGCCUAUCAUCUCGUCAAUCUACAUGGACGAACCCGAGGAUAUGCGAAAGCGUGUUGCAGAGCAUAGAGCACGGGGAUACAUCGGACACUCGGUCAAGAUCGGCGGAGAUCCCGCUGAAGAUGCUCGGCGAAUAACUGCCUCGCUCGCUGAUAAGCAGCCCGGGGAGUUCUUCCUGGUAGAUGCCAACGGUGGAAUGACAGUUGAAAACGCCCUUCGGAUGUUAAGGCUCCUCCCGCCGGGCUUAGACUUUGUACUCGAAGCUCCAUGUGCCACAUGGCGUGAAAUCGUCUCUCUUCGUCGAAGAAGCAACGUGCCUAUUCACUUCGACGAGCUCGCCACCACAGACGCAUCGAUAAUCCAGAUGAUAGCAGAUGACGCGGCCGAAGGCUUUGGGAUCAAGAUUUCCAAGAACGGCGGUUUGACCAAAAGCCGACGACAUAGGGACAUUGCUCUUGCGGCAGGCUACACCAUGAGUUGUCAGGAGACCACCGGGUCGGAUAUUGCUUUUGCCGCAAUCGUCCAUCUUGGGCAAACUAUUCCGGAGAGGAAUCUCAGGUGUAUAUUGGAGUGUAGAGAUAUGGUUACCGUGAAGACAGCGGACGGGAACUUUGAGGUUAGGAACGGGAGGGUUCAUGCACCAAAGGAGCCGGGAUUGGGGGUUACGCCUCGGAUGGAUGUCUUGGGUGAUCCUGUUGCUAGUUACUCCUGA
Fusarium subglutinans is the source of this 1173-nucleotide messenger RNA. RefSeq names its product L-alanine-DL-glutamate epimerase s of enolase superfamily. The record is from RefSeq and is a predicted model, not a curated record. The transcript has a single exon. Bases 1 to 1173 code for a protein of 390 amino acids. NCBI's taxonomy places the organism in Eukaryota, Fungi, Ascomycota, Sordariomycetes, Hypocreales, Nectriaceae.